This is a messenger RNA of Aphanomyces astaci, 522 nucleotides long. RefSeq lists its product as hypothetical. Gene Ontology annotation, molecular function: dynein intermediate chain binding; dynein light intermediate chain binding. Gene Ontology annotation, biological process: microtubule-based process. Bases 46 to 336 code for a protein of 96 amino acids. Lineage: Eukaryota; Oomycota; Saprolegniomycetes; Saprolegniales; Verrucalvaceae. Gene Ontology annotation, cellular component: dynein complex. The record is from RefSeq and is a predicted model, not a curated record. The transcript has a single exon.
GCCAAAGAUCGGCACCAACAGUCGUGCAAGUCGUUUGGAGCAUCCAUGUCGGCGGCGUUGGGGUCCUCGGCGGUAAAACCCGUGAUCAAGAACUCGACCAUGGACCAAGACCUGCUGGAUGAAGUCAUAUGGGUAGCUCAGGCCGCGAUCGAAUCCGAAGUCAAUGAACAGUUUAUCGCUGCUAAGAUCAAGCGGCACUUCGAGCUCAAGUACCACGGAAUGUUGUGGCACUGCUGCGUCGGGCGCAACGUCGCAUGCUACGUGACCCACGAGCAGUCCAAGUUCCUGUACUUUUAUAUUGGACAGAUGGCAGUCGUGCUGUUUGCAACGGCGUAGUGCCUCCGAACAAGUUACAUACCAUGGGUUCAUCAUUUUUGCUACUGCCAAGAUGCCAUCAAAAUCAUUCAGUCUGAAUCAAACUCCCCAUCAACACUCGAGUCAAGGCAUUGAGUGGCUGUCGGAAGUAGUAAGAGUUGUAGCAGAUAAGAAUCCACACCAAGAAAUGCACUGUACAUGAUGAUA